AAAACAGAUCGCUAGCUCCUUACUCCCUCAUGUCAUUGCCUUGUCGUUUCAGGAAAAAAAAUUCCUCCUUAUUUUCUGUUUAACCAAACACUCUCCUUCACUUCUCUUUCACGCGAAAUUAACAUGAGGGGGACUGGGAUUUUUUCGGUCGUCCUGUGUCUGGUUAUUUUCCCUCGUUUUCUAUCGGGGAAUUCGGAUCCCCCGCUCGCUCCGGCGUUGUAUGUUCUUGGUGAUUCGUUGUUGGACAGUGGAAACAACAAUUUCUUGCCAACUUUGGCUAGGGCAGAUUUCCAGCCCUAUGGUGUGAAUUUCCCCGGAGGAGCUACUGGCAGAUUCACCAAUGGUAGAACGGUCGCGGAUUUUAUAGCUGAAUUUCUUGGGCUACCAAUGUCUCCGCCGUUCAUGAGUUUCCGGAAUUCGCGAACGCUCACCGGACUGAAUUACGCGUCCGCGUCGUGCGGCAUUCUACCCGAAACCGGAAGCUACAUUGGUAAAUGCUUAAAUUUGGAUGAUCAAAUUGGUUUGUUUGGGAAGACAGUUAAAAAUGAAUUAACUAAGCACCUCGGCAGCUCAGAAGUGCUCUCAGACUAUUUAUCAAAGUCAAUAUUUCUGGUCUCCACAGGGAACAAUGACUACAUCAACAACUAUCUGCAACCCAAUUUGUAUGACUCAAGCUCACGUUACUCGCCUCACUCAUUUGCCCAACUUCUCACUGAUUCUCUGUCCCACAAACUUGAGAGAUUAUACAAAUUAGGGGCCAGAAAAAUGGUAGUGUUUGAAAUAGGUCCAGUUGGAUGCAUUCCCUCAAUUAUAAGGCAAUACAAACACAAGGGACAAUGUGUUGAAGAAAUCAACAGAUUUGUAUCUCUGUUCAAUGCUCAACUCGGUACGAUUCUGAAGAACUUGACAUCCAAUCUCCCUGGAUCAGCCUUCGUCCUUGGCCAUGUUCACUGGCUCGGCUAUGAUGCCAUCAUGCAUCCCUCUAGAUAUGGAUUAGGAGAUGUGGGUGACCCAUGUUGUACAACAUGGGCAAAUGGAACAUCAGGAUGCAUUCCAGAGCUACAACCAUGCACCCCCACAGACAAUCACUACUUUUGGGAUGCUUUUCAUCUCACUGAAGCUGUGUAUUCGGUCAUCGCCGCACGUUGUAUCAACGAUACCUCUGUUUGCAUCCCUACAACUAUCAAGGCACUUGUACAAAUUUGAAUUUUUUUUUUUUCGGAGUUGUCUACGCACACAACUUUAAAACACAACUCUAGACGCAACUGCGUCCCAAACCGUUUGAUGCACGUGGACCCGUGUGCGUCCAAUAGUCGCGGAUGCAGUGGUGUCUGGAGUUGCGUUUUAAAGUUGUGUGCGUAAUAUUGCUCGUCGUCGUGUAAUUCGAGCAUCUCCCUAAUCGUAGUAUUUUACAGCUGAGGUAUUUGUGUAGCAUGUAAUUAAACAUGUGUAGAAGCCUGUAUUUUGCACUGUUUUAAUGUUAGCAUUCCUAUUGAUUUCCUU
This is a messenger RNA of Rhododendron vialii, 1503 nucleotides long. Its product is annotated as GDSL esterase/lipase 7-like. The record is from RefSeq and is a predicted model, not a curated record. The coding region runs from base 124 to 1206 and encodes 360 amino acids. The transcript has 5 exons. Lineage: Eukaryota; Viridiplantae; Streptophyta; Magnoliopsida; Ericales; Ericaceae. Gene Ontology annotation, molecular function: hydrolase activity, acting on ester bonds.